Molecule: messenger RNA, 4119 nt
Organism: Sporisorium graminicola
Lineage: Eukaryota; Fungi; Basidiomycota; Ustilaginomycetes; Ustilaginales; Ustilaginaceae
Exons: 5
Coding region: 1-4119 (1372 amino acids)
Biological process (GO): regulation of DNA-templated transcription; protein folding
Cellular component (GO): cytoplasm; prefoldin complex
Source: RefSeq, a predicted model, not a curated record
AUGGGCUCCAAGGGUCAGCAAGUGGACUUGAUGUCCUUGGAUGUCCAACAGCUUCUCGAAGUGAAGAAGCAACUCGAGACAGAAGUGCAGCAUCUUACCUCUUCAUUCGGACAGCUCAAAGCAGCGCAGGCCAAGUUCAAAAGCUGCAUUGACAGCGUCGCCACCAUCAAGCCUGAGAACAAAGACAAGACGACUCUGAUCCCAUUGACAUCAUCGCUUUACGUGCCUGGAAAGCUUUCGGAUCUCGACAAUGUCAUCGUCGACGUGGGCACGGGCUAUUUCGUCGAGAAGUCAACAAGCGACGCUACCAAGAUGUACCAAGAAAAGGUCGAGUUCCUGACGAAGAACCUGGAGCAACUGCAGGAGACCGUGCUUCGACAGCAGGAGAACUUGCAAACCACCGUCGAGAUGAUCCGUCUGGGCAUCGAGUCGGUUCUCCACGACCCACCCUUCCCUAAUGCAGCUCAUGCAAAGACCAAGCGCUUGCGACCCGUCUCGGCACCCACACUUGAUUCUAGAGCCACCGACAUCCUUGCCUAUCGAUCUCAGUCCAAUCCGAAACCUCCAUUAUCCGAUGCGGACGCUUACAGUCACCGCGACAAUGUCUUGAAAGACUCCCAUUCGCAGUGGUCACGUACGCAUCCACCAGAUCGCACUCUCUCUACACCAUCGUCAGCCAUUCAGUCGUGCUCUCGAUUCCAGCCCACACUCCCCGUCCAGCUACUUCUCGACUUUCUGACUGGAUCGGUUGCGUGCGAUAAAGAAAAGUACCGACAGACCAAGGCACAGCUUCCUCCUGGCUUUCACCGUAUUGACGCCUACUUGAUGCUGCGAGAGCUCGAUCCGCAGAGCCUGUCCGCCCUCUCCCACUUCGACAUCUUUUCGCUCAUCAAGAGGGCUGGCAAGGACGGCCUCGGAGGUGUGCUUGCCCUACUCCUCGAGGACAUCAUCGGAACAGACAUGACCAACACCAAGGCGAAGCCCGGCUACUUUCACAUCUAUCCUGGAACAGAGGAGCGCUACAACCUGCUCCGUGCCAUCCUCGUACGUUGCAAUAGCGGCGAGUUCAUGCUUCAUAAUGCUGCCAUCCUCAACGUGUUCAUGCUCAUGCUAGACGACCUCAUCCGGGUCCGUCCAUCGAGCAAGGCCAGCACGCCGCCCAAGGGCGAUGACGACACGACGCCAUCCACUCUCAUGUCGUCCUCUGCGCACGGCGCAUCAGUCAGAAUCCCAACCAACUUUCCCGUUGGCGAGACCAUGCGCCUGCUCGAGCUUGCCAUGCACCUCCACAAUUUCGAGCUUGCUCCCAUCAUCAAUGCCCUACGAGCUCACCUGGAAGCGCAUACGCCAGACUUUCCUUCCGCCCGCCAAGGGGCACAGUUGAUCGCAUACUACCUGCAGCCGAAUUUGCGUGAUUUCGCAGCUGCCCUCGAUGUUGUACGCGCUCUCAGAGACACCAACGCAUUGCCACAGCAGGCGGUCGAAGAUGCCGUGCGCGAUGGCAAGACGUACCUCGCUGCCCUCGAAGCCUUCUUCUCAUCUGCAGCCAAUGAAGGGCAGCCUCGACCGUCGGAAGCCGAGCUGCAGCAGAUCUGCAUGGAUGUCUCCCUUCGUCUCAUCGCUAUGAAGUGCGUCAUGGCGCACAGGCCAAAAGGUGGCGUGCAGUACCGUAAGGCAUUCGAAAGUCUCACCGCAAGCUUUCGACUCGACAUGCUCGACGCUGACGACCGCCGCAACUCCGCUGAGCUGCGCUCCUUGCUGAAUGUACCAUUCCGCUGUACGCGCAACGUCUUCACACAUCUCGUGGGCCAGAACGACAAGUCUUGUUUGAUCGAGGCUCUCUACUCGCUUCAACGCAGCGAUCAGCGUCUUCUUGCCAUGCUACCAAAUCGUGAUUUGCAGGACUUUUGCGAUGCUGCUCGUACCGUGGAUGCCCUGCACCUAGCCGCCGAAGCAUACACCCUCUUUGUCAAAGCCAAAACGUCGGCUGGUUUGACCCGAUGCCUGCCUACCGCAAGCAAACACGUCUUGGCUCGAGACGGGCUGAUGACGGAUACGGAUACGUUCCUUGCGAUCCUCGGGCAGCUCCUGUCCAGAGGUCAGAGGAUUACGGUAACAGCGCUUCUCCGCGCCCUUCGUCUUCUACCCCUGACCGAUGCUGUGACGGGGCAACUGAAUCUGCGGUUUGGUGAACGCCAACGAUCACGACUGGUCGCAUUGUUGGCCGAAGCAGCAUUGACCGAAGAAGCCUUUGAGCUUUUCCAACUUUGGAGUCACCGACGCUACGAAGCCAAGUCCAACGAGUCAUCCCGGCUUGGAUCUACUCUUCGAAGGAUUGGAUCGGUUCGUAUUGUGGACCCUCUCAUCGAACGCCAGGUUCGUCUGAUGCACGACUCGGAUCGACAGUUUGCCAUCUCGACAGAGUACCUCGGCCCGCUCGUGAAGAACCUCUGUCAUCACCCUUCGGUCAGCAGACGCAGCGACGCCCUCAAAGUAUCGCGCGAUGUCGGACCUUCUCUCGAGCAUCUUGACAAGGCUAGGUUCGUCAUCGACGUAUUCAGGCAAGCAUGUACUCCCAUCGACUGGACGCACUACCGCCUCACCUCGUUAGCGGGUGCCUGCUUCACUGCCAAGGACGUGGCUGGUGCAUUUGACGCGCUCGCCAAAAUUGUACUUCUGCGACGGAUCCCGGACCAGGUGGACAUUUACGUUCUCCUAGGAGGCCUUGUGGAAAUCAACGCAGACAAGGCAGUGAACCUCUUCAUCCAACAUUGUUCGGCCGCUGCCUCGGCAGGCAAACGGGGUAGAGCAAGGACCGCUGGCAGAAUAGAGGAGGCUGACGCCGGAUUGGAGAGGCUUCCAAAGCUCGCCCCGAUGGAGCCCACGCCCGCGUUGAUUACAAUGCUUAUCACACGAGUUCUGGCCCAGGAACGCCUGGAUUUGACAGAGAAGCUCUUUCGAUUCAGCAGAGCCGUCGGACUUGACUCCCGCCUAAGGCAUGUGGCCUCGAUGCGUGCCGUCUUCUCACCAGAGGUGUCUCCUUUCAAAGUCACACAGACGAUUCACCGCAUGCUGCAGAACGGAUGGACGGCGGACCCUGUUUUUCUCGAGAAGUUGGCCCAAAGCCUGCUCGAGAGGUCGAUGCAGGCCGUGCAAGUCCCCGCGAGCGACCUCGCUGCGGAUGGCGCCAGGCAGGAAGAAGUACAGAACGCAGGAAAGAAGCCUUUGCCCAGAAAGCGCCUCCAGCUCGUCCAGGCUGCCACUCGACUGAUGAAAGUCAGCGCUCGCAGCGAGGACGUGGUGAACCUGCGCACAACCUUGCAAGCUCUGUCUGCGAUUUGCAGCGCCGGCAAUUUGUUCGACCGUCAGGCUUCUCUUCCGACGGGCACCAUGACUGGCGAGUCACAUCCUGCAGCUGUUCGGACUGCCAGACAGAGAAGUCAAGAAGAGAGGCGUUCGCAGUGGAUUGCGUGCGUGGACUCGAUCGUCUACUCGCUGCGAUGGACCAGGUUCUUCGACAAGGGCGACGAUUACCGGCAGAACCUGCCAUUGUGGAAAGCAGGCAACGCUAGAAAUGGCGAGCUCGUCUCUGUCGAUCUGAACGAAAUGCUGGACUAUGGAUUUGUAGGCUGCCAGCGACAGCAAGCUCGGGCGCACACGAGUGCAGCAGCGGCAGCGACGUUGCCGACGUCGUCAGAAGCGAGUGUGGAGUCUCCUACCGGCAUUGAGGGCGGCGCGGACGAUGCUGCAGCCGCACCAGCCGAUGGUGUGGUGCGGAAUCUGAUGCAGCGUCCUCCCAAUGUUCUGCCUUCCUUUUUGUUUUGCCGCCUGAUCGAGACGUACUUGGCACUUGGAGAUGUCUCGGGCGCCGCUGAGGUGGCUUCAUGGAUGCGAGACGAGGCCAAGCUGAAUCUCGGCCUCAAGGGACAAGGAGGGAAGGACUUUGUGAGUCGCAUCAAGGCAGCGGUCCAGGCUCGUCAAGCUAAGCGGACACCUCCCAGUCUCCAGGCUGCUACCGACUUUUCGCCCACGAGCAAGGACGAGGAGGGCAGCAGCAUCUUGCGCAUGUUGGCGGGCCAGCAGAGCACAGCUCGAACAAAGAGCUGGUGGUCGCCAUAG